Messenger RNA from Trichogramma pretiosum, 1195 nucleotides. RefSeq names its product hydroxyacylglutathione hydrolase, mitochondrial. NCBI's taxonomy places the organism in Eukaryota, Metazoa, Arthropoda, Insecta, Hymenoptera, Trichogrammatidae. Bases 113 to 1021 code for a protein of 302 amino acids. Gene Ontology annotation, molecular function: hydroxyacylglutathione hydrolase activity. The transcript is spliced from 5 exons. The record is from RefSeq and is a predicted model, not a curated record.
AACUAAACUCAUAUUUACCACAUUUUUUUGUUUUCUUUUGGCAUAUUUACUUUCGAUUUACUUUCGACCCUUUAUUUAACAGAGAAAUUAUUUAUUAUUCAAUUGCAAGCCAAUGUUCAGAACUAUUUUUGCGCGGUGUUCCUCGCGACUGAAAAAUGGAUCUGUAUCUGUUUGCAAGGCAGAACAGUUUCCUUCGAGCAGAUUUAAAAGAUUAUUACACAGCACUUCCAUCAAAGUUGAACAUCAAAAAAUGGAGGUUCAAAUUAUACCUGCAUUAGAAGAUAAUUAUAUGUAUCUCAUCAUUGAUGGAGAAAGUCGAGAAGCAGCAAUUGUGGAUCCAGUUAGUCCUGAUCAAGUUAUCUGUGCUGUCAAAGACAAUGCAUGUAAAUUGACUAAAGUACUGACUACUCAUCACCAUUGGGAUCAUGCAGGUGGCAAUGAAUGCUUGGCAAGCUCAAUAACAAAUUUAACAGUAUAUGGUGGAGAUAGUAGAAUUGGAGCACUAAAUUGUAAAGUUGAGCAUGGUAGCAUUAUCAAUGUAGGAAACUUGAAAAUCGAAUGUUUGUCGACACCUUGUCACACAAAAGGUCAUAUAUGCUAUUAUGUUACAAGAAAUAAUUCAGAACCAGCAGUUUUUACAGGUGAUACCUUGUUUGUUGGGGGAUGUGGAAGAUUUUUUGAAGGAACUCCUGCACAAAUGAACUGUGCUCUGAAUGAAAUUUUAGCCAAACUUCCAGAUGAAACAAAAGUUUAUUGCGGUCAUGAAUAUACUGUACAAAAUCUGAAAUUUGGCCUACAUGUAGAUCCUACUAACCAAGCAAUGAAAGAAAAACUGGAAUGGGCUUGUAGUCGACGCAAAAGUAAUCUCCCAACUAUACCAAGUACAAUUGGAGAGGAAAAAUUGAUCAAUCCAUUCUUGAGAGUUUGCGAUGCUAAAGUUAAGCUUUUUACAAAAAAAGAAGAUCCAAUAGAAGUAAUGGGAGCUUUAAGACAGGCAAAGGACUGUUUUAAAGCUAAUUAGAUUUCCCUUAAGAUCAUUAAUACUGAGCUAAAUUUUUAAUUAAUGAAUGCUUCUCAUUGAUUCUGUGUAGUGCAUAUUGUUAUUAUAUUUAAUAUUCACAUCUUUUAUUACGAAAUUGUAAAAUUGUACAGCUCAUAUGUAUAUUCCAACGAAUAAAGCUAUAUUUAUAUUCUA